Molecule: messenger RNA, 1407 nt
Organism: Pezoporus occidentalis (night parrot)
Lineage: Eukaryota; Metazoa; Chordata; Aves; Psittaciformes; Psittacidae
Gene: FTCD
Product: formimidoyltransferase cyclodeaminase
Exons: 12
Coding region: 1-1365 (454 amino acids)
Molecular function (GO): transferase activity; folic acid binding
Source: RefSeq, a predicted model, not a curated record
AUGGCGGUGGCAAUGCAGCUCGGCGGCAGCAGCUCUGUGCCCAGCGUGGCACAUGGGACAAUCUGGACAGACAAGCCCACAGGACACAAGAAGCUGAGCCAGGGGCCACAGGCAGACCCUGGUACCAUGGCCAAGCUGGUGGAGUGUGUCCCCAACUUCUCAGAGGGGAAUAACAAAGAGACCAAAUGGGGUUUGCUUCCAAAUGGUCCAAACUGGACCCUGCUAGAUGAUGACCAACCCUUACCUGGCUGUGCUCACCCCCAGCUUUCUCUUGCAGUUUACCUCUAUGCAGGGGCAGCACAGGAGGAGAGCAGGAAAGCUCUGCCCACCAUUGCCCUCAACAUCCGUGAGCAGGGGCGCGGCACUGACCAGCCUGGGCGCUUGAAGAAGGUGCAGGGCAUCGGCUGGUAUCUGGAGGAGGAGAAUGUAGCCCAGGUUUCAACGAACCUGCUGGACUUUGAGACCACACCGCUCCAUGCCAUCUAUGAGGAGGUGUGCCAAGAUGCCAAGGCACUGAAUCUCCCCGUGGUGGGGUCCCAGCUGGUGGGGCUUGUCCCCAAGAAGGCCUUGCUGGACGCAGCCGAGUUUUACAUGAAGAAGGAAAACCUCUUCAUCCUAGAGGAGGAGCAGAAGAUCAGGAUGGUGGUCAGCCGGCUGGGCCUUGACUCCCUGGCUCCGUUUCACCCCCGGGAGCGCAUCAUCGAGUACCUGGUGCAGGCAGGAGAGGCUGGUGAUGGAGGGCUGGCGGCCAAGCCGCUGGGUGCCUUUGUGCGAGCGGUUGGUGGGAGAUCAGCAGCACCGGGAGGAGGCUCUGUGUCUGCAGCCGCGGGUGCCCUGGGAGCAGCGCUGGCAUGCAUGGGGGGGCUGAUGAGCUAUGGGAAGAGGCAGUUUGAGGCGCUGGACCCCAUCAUGAGGAAGUUGAUCCCCACCUUCCACCAGGCCAUGGAUGAGCUGCUGGUGAUGGUGGACGCUGACUCCCGCGCCUUCAGCAGCUACAUGGAGGCUGUGAAGCUGCCCAGAAGCACCCCUGAGGAGCAGGAGAGGCGCACGGCUGCCAUGCAGGAGGGGCUGAAGACAGCCGUGAGGGUGCCCUGUGCCCUGGCAGAGAAGGUGAGCAGGCUCUGGCCUGCUCUGAAGGAGCUGGCCCAUCACUGCAACCUGGCCUGCAGGUCCGACAUCCAGGUGGGAGCCAAAAUGCUGGAAGCAGCUGUGUUCGGAGCUUACUUCAAUGUCAUGAUCAACCUCAAAGACAUAACAGAUGAGGAGUUCAGGCUUGCAAUGUCACAGAAGGUCUCUGGGCUCCUGGAGGAGGCAAAGCAAGGCUCGGCGCUCGUGCUGGUGCUGCUGGAGAAGCGGGUGGCCUGAGAGGAGCUCUGCAGUGGCAAAUACAGCUGGGAAACAUGAUUA